Pararge aegeria (speckled wood butterfly) is the source of this 3754-nucleotide messenger RNA. RefSeq lists its product as uncharacterized. Lineage: Eukaryota; Metazoa; Arthropoda; Insecta; Lepidoptera; Nymphalidae. The record is from RefSeq and is a predicted model, not a curated record. Gene Ontology annotation, molecular function: zinc ion binding. The transcript has 16 exons. The coding region runs from base 399 to 2522 and encodes 707 amino acids.
AAUAGAUAGCAAUAAAUACGGUUCCUUCAUUGUGUUAAAAAGAUUAGAACCCAGAGCGCCAGAAGUGAUAGCCAUCAGCCAGUUAUAAAUAAAAAUAUUUAAAAUGGCGUCUUUGUGAGUUGUCCAUACUGAAACUUAAAUAGUUUCAAAUAAUUUCUAAUUACGAAAGUAUAAUUAAACCGAGAAAUGCGGUUGUGUAUUAUGUUACAGAAUAAAUUGUGAGAAUAGUAAAAUACCUAAGUUUCAGUUAUUCUACAAUAAUGUCGGAAACUGGGCAAGGCGUUUUAGCCCGCGAUAUUUGCCCAUUCCAUAAAAUGCCCCGGGAUAUUACCAUCAAUAUAUCGCCCAGGUGUAUUCUGUGCGCGUUUUAGUGCUAUUGUGUGUGGUAAUUAGUAAAAAUGGACAAGAAAAACAAGAAGAAAACUGUUAUCAAACGUAAAAGUGAUGAUACCGCCGACGGUGAGAAAAGAAAAAUGGUGAACCGUGCGAAAGCUGAAGAGGAAAAAGAUAAAGUAGAGGUGGAAGUGAACCAGGUGGUGGAAGUGCCUGUUGAGCAAGCUCAGCAGAUAGUACACACUGGACAAUUGGUUGAAGGCAACUUUGAGCAACCAGUCUUUCUCAACAUGAAAGGGGAGCCCGUGCAGUUGGGACCAAAUACGGUGAUACUUUACGAACAGAGUGGCAAUCCAUCAAAUUUUGCAUUUGGAGGUAUGUGGACUAUGGACUCAUCUGGUAGGAUUGUGAUGGCUGAGACUAUUUAUGACGUCAAGGGAGAACCGGAAGAGGAGGGGGGCAAUUUUGUACAAAACACCACUGAAGUAAAUAAUCAACCUGUAGAGGAGUCGAAUAAUACAUACCAGCAGUUUGAACUGACCAACAAUUCCCAGGUAGACGGCGGGCAAGAAUAUGAAGUGGCCAUUAUAGAAAACCCUAGUGACGGUGAAAGAUCGGAAAAGCAAGUGAUCACAACUGAAGCACAGUUGGUUGCCACAGGUUCCGGAGCGGUCCGCUGGCUUAAUCAGAAGUAUGAUUUUGUCGUAAGAAAACUGCAACUUAACUACGAUGCGGGCGUGAAGCUACUCCACUCUCCGUCGGGGAACAUCCAGUGUGUUUACUUCACAACGCCCAGCAUGCAGUUGGCAUUCAAUGCUGUGCCACAAUUCCUCUGCAUAGAGACUGGCAUAGAGUUCAACAGUACAAUACCAACAGUCGGCGGCACGGGCACCGUCAGCGUCAAAUACAAUGUCACACUAUUCCUGGCCGAAGACGGCAAUGGGAAGUCCGUUAUUGUCAGUGCAGGUAUAUCGACACUAAUCGGGGAAGACCUAACGUGGCUGUUGGAGACGUUCAAAUCGUGCAACCCCGCGUGGAGACAGGUGCGGUGCGUCGUAUGCGACCCCACGAAGAGUCGACAGGAAGUGUGUCUAGCGUUUCCCUCGUCCCACGUGUCGUGCUCCGUGUGGCAAGCGUCGCGCACGGCCGGCAAGAUGGCGUUCGAGAGCACGCUGCGAGAGAACGAGGGCUCGCAGAACUCCCCGCUAGCGGUGCUGGCGCCAGACGACGUUGCUGCCAGGUGCAAGACCUACGCCCUGGCUCUCUUGAGGGGGGACCACACUCCCGCACAGCUGCAGGUACUGAAGCGGGGUAUAAUCGGCACGGGCGCGGGCACGCUUCGCCUCUGGGAGGUGCUGAAUCGCACCAAUGGAUCCGUCUCGAAGCUCGAUUCGUGGCUCGAGCCCGACAACUAUACAAACAUACUGCACAAGGGUCUGGAGCGGUUGGUGGCCAAAUUCCAGGGUCUGGUGCGAAGUAGCAUGCAGCCGGAUGAAUUCGUGUCGCUGUUCUUCAACGUGGCCAACCAACUGGAGGAUGAACGUAGAAGCUUUGCGAUUAGCAGGUUGAGGGAUACAGAGACGUUGAAGCAGUCCCCAACGGACACCAUAACCCAAUAUGCCUACAACCUCAUGAGCCACCAGACGAAACUGGCACAGAAGUGUUUGGACGACCGGGCUGGCAGAAGGCAUAGCAGCGCAGCGAUCUGCAAGUACGGCACGUCGACGCAGGAAUGUUCAUGUUUGUUCAGCAAAGUGUUCCGCCUACCCUGCAGGCAUAUCCUGAUGCUCACCACCGAACUGAAGGUGAAAACACAUAUUCCGUUCGAGCCCCGGUGGACGGUGCAGCACUGUCUGUUCGGUUGUGAGAACGCCGCCAACAACGCGUCGGGAAAUAACGCCGGCGCGCAGGGUGGGGGUAACUUCAUGGACCAGGUGGUGGUGGAAACCGACGGCCACCGGCAGGCGAUACAGCAGCAAACGCAGCAAAUACACCAGGUCGGCGGUGUGAGACAGCAGCAAUACGUGUUGACGACGCCGGGCCAACCGGCGACACCCGUUUCACAAGUGAUAUUCUGCGGCGGUGGUGUCGGGGGUGUCGGGGGUGUCGGUGGCGCGGCGCCCGUCAUCACAUCAGUGCUGCCCCCCGGCGGAGCGGUACUUACCCCCCACCAUACGUUACACCACUAGGAAAUGGCUGAUGGCACAGAACAUAACAUGUAAAAAAAAAAACAACUAAGAUGAUUUUCGUGUUGAGGAUGCCUGUUUUUCGUCUUACAACAGUGACCCAGUUAAUCUGACAAAUGUCUGCAAUUGCAUUGGUAAAACGUGAUGAACGAUAAUUUCGUUAAUUAAUCUGGAACGGUAAUUAAUAGUUUUGUGCUUAAGAAGCAGCCUAUAUCGAGUGUCAGAGGUGCGGUGCGGCGGUGCAAACAAUUCAAUCGAUUGCGGUCCUUUUUUUCUCUAUUCCACUGCACGUUUGCCCUCGUCUGCAAUCUCACCUGGUGGUAAGUGAUGAUGCAGUCUAAGAUGGUGGGCUAAUCUGUUGGGAAGAAUGGCAGUUAUAUAGAAGCCAUGUCCCUAAUCGGCUUUGACGUGUUAUCGUACCGGAUAACUAAGUAGUUUAGGCACGUUUGGAAUAGGUACUUUAAUUUUAUAAGCUGCUUCCAAAUUUCUAAAUGCAGAAACGAAUGCCUUAAAUUUUUUAUCACCAAUGUAAUAAGUUCGCAAAUAUUUUAAAUAUUGCUUAAUGUUGAUUGAAGAGGCUGUUCAUGUGCGAGGUUAAAAAAUAACUUCGUAUUACAAGUUUUAGGAAGCGGUGAUAGCGCAGUGGGUAGGAGCUCGACCUCACUUUCGGGGGGCCGAGUCCAUUGUAAAGACUGCUUAAAUUAUCCUAACGAAGGAAUACGUUGUCCAUCACAAAAUCCUUGCUUAAAUUUAUCGUAGCUAAGGAAUAUGUGGUCCAUCACAAAAUCCUUGCUUAAAUUUAUCGUAGCUAAGGAAUACGUUGUCCAUUACAAAAUCCUUGCUUAAAUUUAUCGUAGCUAAUGAAUACGUUGUCCAUCGUAAAGUACUUGCUUAAAUUAUUCUAACGAAGGAAUACGUUGUCCAUCGUAAAGUCCUUGCUUAAAUUUAUCGUAGCUAAGGAAUACUUUGUCCAUCGUAAAAUCCUUGCUUUAUUUCUCCUAGUUAAGGAAUAAGUCGUACAUCGUAAAAUCCUUGCUUACUUUAUCCUAGCUAAGGAAUACUUUGUUCAUCGUAAAAUCGUUAAUUUAUUCUAGUUAAGGGAUAAGUCUUACGUCGUAAAAUCCUUGCUUUAUUUCUCAUAGUUAAGGAAUACUUUGUUCAUCGUAAAAUCCUUAAUUUAUUCUAGUUAAGGCAUAUGUCGUACAUCGUAAAAUCCUUGCUUUAUUUCUCCUAGU